AUGCAUCAGUUUACUAUCUCCACAACAUUAGGCGGAUAAGAAAACACCUAUCACGUGACUCCUCAGAGACUUUGAUUCACGUGUUUGUCUUCAGUCGAUUAGAUUACUGUAACAGUUUAAUCUACGGAUUGCCACUGGUACAAAUUGAUAAGAUUCAAAAAGUUCAAAACGCAGCUGCAAGGCUUAUUUUUGAGCAACCUAAGUUUUGCCAUAUAACACCAGUCUUAUCUCAGCUUCACUGG
This is a messenger RNA of Porites evermanni, 242 nucleotides long. The record is from the annotation of a GenBank genome assembly. Lineage: Eukaryota; Metazoa; Cnidaria; Anthozoa; Scleractinia; Poritidae.